This is a messenger RNA of Galeopterus variegatus (Sunda flying lemur), 318 nucleotides long. RefSeq names its product follistatin-related protein 5-like. The transcript is spliced from 2 exons. Lineage: Eukaryota; Metazoa; Chordata; Mammalia; Dermoptera; Cynocephalidae. Gene Ontology annotation, molecular function: calcium ion binding. The annotation marks the transcript as partial. The record is from RefSeq and is a predicted model, not a curated record.
GAGAUAACUGCAAGACCACUGAAUACAGCAAGAUGAAAAGCAUGCUUUUAGACUUACAAAAUCAAAAAUAUAUUACCCAAGAAAAUGAAAAUCCCAACGAUGAAGACAUAUCUCGGAAGAAGUUGUUGGUGGAUCAAAUGUUUAAAUACUUUGAUGCAGACAGUAAUGGACUUAUAGACAUUAAUGAACUAACUCAGGUGAUAAAACAGGAAGAACUUGGCAAGGAUCUUUCUGAUUGUACUUUGUAUGAUCUGCUGAAAUACGAUGAUUUUAAUUCUGACAAGCAUCUGGCUCUUGAAGAAUUUUAUAGAGCAUUUC